AAAAGAAUGAUCCACCAAAGGUGACAAAAUCUGGUACUAAAAAUAAAAUUAUAUCUACUAUUUGCAAUGAGGAACUAGUACAACAACUUCGUCACUACAACACAAUACCAAACCAACAAAGUACCAAAACUAGUGAUAUUCAACAAUGA
Messenger RNA from Racocetra persica, 149 nucleotides. The record is from the annotation of a GenBank genome assembly. Lineage: Eukaryota; Fungi; Glomeromycota; Glomeromycetes; Diversisporales; Gigasporaceae.